Molecule: messenger RNA, 2304 nt
Organism: Sinocyclocheilus grahami
Lineage: Eukaryota; Metazoa; Chordata; Actinopteri; Cypriniformes; Cyprinidae
Gene: baiap2l2a
Product: BAR/IMD domain containing adaptor protein 2 like 2a
Exons: 14
Coding region: 124-1380 (418 amino acids)
Biological process (GO): plasma membrane organization; actin crosslink formation; actin filament bundle assembly
Cellular component (GO): cytosol; nucleoplasm
Molecular function (GO): protein binding
Source: RefSeq, a predicted model, not a curated record
GAGACAGGAGAGGACACAGGAGACAAGGGGGAGACAGCAGUGGGUCAUCUGUCAGUCUGUUUGUUUGUUGUUUAGUCAGUGGAUGUUGUUUAUUUGUUUGUUGUACCACGGUGUCAGAUAAGGAUGUCAGGACAAAACAGUGAUCAACUGCACCGCACCACUCUGGCCAUUUAUACGAGCAUAAUGGAGCAGUUCAACCCAGGUCUGCAGAGACUGGCGGCACUGGGAAGCAACUACAUUCAGGCUUUCCAAGCCCUGGCCCUCACCAGUGAGGCCUAUUUCAAUGCUCUGUCUAAGAUGGGUGAACAGGCCAUGCAGAGCAUGUCAUCGCGUUUGCUGGGUGAUGUUUUGGUCCAGAUCUCAGACAGUCAGAGGAGAAUCACCAAUGAGCUGGAGGGAGUGUUCCGCUGGUUCCACUCCGAGGUCCUUCGAGAGAUGGACGACAAUGUCAGACUAGAUAAAGAAUACAUAUUGAACAGCAGGAGGCGCUAUGAGAUUGAAGUGAGAAACCAGGCAUCGACACUGGAGAGACAGAUGAGGCGAGGGGUCCCACAGGACGGCAGCGAAUAUGUGCACUUUCUCAGAGAGUGUCAGAGAGAGGCGUUAAAGGAGGAAGAAAGAAGAUAUCGAUUCCUGGCAGAGAAACACAGCGGCUUCACCCAGUCCAUUGCAUAUCUCAUGAACAAGACAGGGGGCGGCCUGCAAAACAGAGCAGAGGGGUGGAAAGAUCUGGUGAAUCACACGAGAGAAUCCCGUCCACGCACUCCUUCACGACUGGAGGACAACAUUCUUGAUGUAAACCGCUGGGCAGAGCAACCACUGGGCACGGUUCCCUCUAGAGGCCCCUCCCCUCAGCCCAGUCGUUCCAACUCCAUCUCGGGAUUGGCCGGAGGCAAAGUGAUGAGAGCACUGGUGCCCCACCCUCCCUCUGCAAACUCCACCCUCCUGCCGUUCUCCCAAGGAGAAACCAUCACCCUACUCGUUAAAGAGCCGAGGAACGGCUGGCUGUUCGGCCGCUCUGACAGCUCUGGACGGCAAGGCUGGUUCCCUGCUGCUUACGUAGGCCCCGUGGAUGAACCACCUGGACCUCCUCUCUCCAGUAGCAGCUCUUUCAGAAGCAGCAGCAGUAUGAGUAACCUCCUCAACCAACCCAUGAGCAGCAGGCAACAAACAGCUCCACCUGCACCUGCACCUCCGCCACCACCACCUCCGUCAACCAGAUCCAGCAAUUCCCGGCCGGUCACUCCCACCCCUUCAGAAAACAGAAGACAAGAUGACUAUGAGUCUCGACCACAACUUUUCCCAAGAGGCACAAAUCCAUUUGCCACUGUGAAGCUGAAACCCACCAAAACCAAUGACAGAUCAGCUCCACACGUAUGAAUAAUAUUUCAGCCAAUGGCACGUCAGCUCCUAAACAAUCAGUGCUGCACAUUUUACUGUACAUUGUUCAGCCAUUUUCAAAAACAUUAAUUUUCCAGAGUAGUCAGUACAAAGCAUCACAUUUAGAACAAAACGACUCAAGAAUGAUCAAUGACUAGUCUAUUGUCCAUUAAAGCAGGUCGUUAAGAUAAUUUACCUUUAUCUUCAGGCUGUUGGAGGGUCUGCGGCAGCAAACACAAUUAAUAACACUCUUAUAUGUUUAUAUGUUGGACUUGUUCUUACUAAACAGGGAAUGUAAAUGCAGGUCAGCUGAAGUGCUUUUAAGUGCUGAGAUAAGUGUGUCUUUUCCAUCUUUACAUUUUUAAAUAAUUGUAUAUAAUAUGCAUUAUGUAAGCAAAACACCUCUUAAAGCAUCACGUGUCUUCUGAAUGCACUCUAUAAAUGUAUACUGUCAUGUUUGAUGCUGUUGGGGCUGGUCUGACCUCUGGGACCCCAGCGUCUCUGAUAAGCGACUAUCAGUCUCUCUCUCCCGCUCUGUGCUUGAACUUUGUCUCUCGGCUCAGUUAAUUCAUCUGAUGCGUCCAAUUAUAAGCCGGCUCUAAAUUGGCUGUUCUGUCUGCUUAAGUGCCUAUAAAGUGAAUGUUCAUUUUAACCUUGACAGUAAUUGGUGUGACCUUCUCCUGAGGUGUCAAGCCCAUUAGUACAAACCCAUUUGUAGGGAUGUCUUGUAUGUUUUUUUUUAGAAUAUUUUCCUGUUUAAUUGAUGCUGAAUAUUCAAAACAGAAAUAUGUGCCUAUAUCACAGCAGUAAUUUGCGUCUGUUAUGAUUUGACCAGCGACUAUAGAAAAGAUACAAUUGUAGACUUUCUUGUAGAUAUCUUGAACUAAUUCUUUACAUCUUGAUCUGUUUAAUAAAUAAAACAAU